CGGAGCUGGGUGAGUGGCCCGGGUCGCCGGCCGAGGGUCUACGGCUCGGCGCUCCCCGCGCCCUGCUGCCCUUCCGCGUCCUUUUCCACCUUCGCCUUCUCUACCUGGUCCUCCUUCUGUUUCCGCUCUCCCGUCUCCUCCUCCCUGACCCUGGCCCGGCCUGGUGCGGCCGCCGGCCUGUGUCCUCCGCCCGCAGACGGUCCUCCCGUGGGGCCCAAACCCGUGUGUCCCCCUCCUCGCCUGGCACGCCGUCCGCGGUGUCUGCCGCUGAAUCGGUUGUUUUAGAAAACCCGAGGGUCUUGUUACACUUGCGCGGCCCAGGUGGGGACCGCCACCACGUGUGGAACCUGGAAGCGACGGGGCGGGGGCGCCUCCUGGUGACGCUCGGACUCCGGCUACCUGUUGACUCGGGGCUCCGGGAACACCGGACUGAGUGACGCAUGUGCGUGUCGGGGUGGCUGCUGGAAACGUUCAGGCGCCGUGUGGCUCCCGUUGUAUUUGUAUCGGGGCGCGCUGUAUUCUAACAUUUCUGCCUCGAUCCAGCUGCUGCUGUCGUUUCAGUUCGUUCUUAUUUGUCUUAAAACAUGACUGUAAAUUCUACCCACACUCUUGUCCUUUGGAAUCCCUGGGUGGCACAGAUUGUUCUCGACUACUAACCGAAGGGACGACAGUUUGAACCCACCCAGAGAUGCCUCGGAAGAAAGGCCUGGUGAUCUCCUUCUAAAAGGUCAGAGCCUUGAAAACCCUAUGGAGAGAGUUCUGCCCCGCACAUGUGGGGUAACCAUGAGGCUGAAUGAACUCUACAACAACUGACACAACUGUUACCCUUUACGGAUUUGAUUGUCAACUAGAACUUGGGGGAGUUCAGAGAUGCUUUAAUCGGAUUGAACAUGUUCCGUGCAGUCUUUUUUUUAAUGUAUUUCUGAACUGCCCCAGAUCACUGAGUGUUUUGGUAUAAUGUUGAAAGGCAGCUGUGUCUGGCCUCACACAAUCUAGGCUCAGAUUUAAAAGUUUCCUUGAAGCGGCAGUUGGAGUCAAUAUUUGGAGAAUUUUGGACGUACUUCCUGCCUCGGUUGUAGUUUACCGAUUUGUAUUUGGGUUAAGCACGGUCUGUAGUGGCUCUUUGUCUGGAUCCUGUUUGCCAAGACAUACAGGUAGGUGAUCAUACAGGUUGGUGAGUGACUGGAUUAACACAGCAGGGAGGAUCCGGAAUCUAGAUGAAGUGUCUGGAAUUACCAGUCCCCAAAUGGGGUCUCACAUCCUUACUUAAAACCUUUAUUUGUGCUAUGAAAAGAGACAUGCAUGUUUAAAUCAGCUGUCCUCAAUCCUGGCUGAUUUGACUGGUCUGGGGUGAGGCCCUAGCAUGUUUAUUUAUAAGAUUUUUAAUGUUAUUUUUAUAGAUUCCCUCAGUGCAGCUUGGAUUAGAAACCAUGGGUUUAAGUGUCAUUAGGUUCCCCGGCUGUAGUCUUACAAUAAAACAUUAGUCACUGCUCUGAGCCGUAGUGAUCUGACGGGUCACUUGUUUCCAGAGUUCAUGUUCGUUGGCCCUUGGCAUGCUGUACAUACGAACAGCCUAGUUACAGAAUGCCUUCCUUUUUUGAAAAAUAGCUGUUUAGUUAGUUUGAAAAGACAUUUAUUUGCUUUCCCUCUUCCUUUUAGUUGAAAAGUAUUCAGUUUUACAUUUGGUAGAAACAAGCCCUUAUGCUUGGUGUUUAUAGGUAACACACAUUUUUAAUUCUAGUUGAGUUUAAUAUUGACACUUUGCACAUAGCAUGGUUUGUGAUGUUCUGUAAAUCUGAUUGUUCUCCAAGAAAUAAGCCACAUGUGUAAGUAGGCCUGAAACUAUCUACGAAUGAGCCUUCUAAUAGGCAGAAUGUUGUCGUUUGCCACCAUCGAGUCAUCUCCGACCCCUGGUGGGUGACCUUACAUACAACAGAAUGAAACAUAGCCCAGCCCUGCAUCACCCUGCUGAUCACCAGCAUGUUCAAGCCCGUCGUUGCAGCCUCUGUGCCAGCUCAUCUCACCAAGGGUCUCGCUCAUCCUUGCUGGCCCUCUACCGCACCAGACAUGAUGUCCACCUGAUGACGUGUCUAAAGCAAGCAAGUCGGACAGCGUUCUGUUGUGAUCCAUAGAGUUUUCAUUGGCUUAUUUUCAGAAGUAGAUCGGCAGGCCUUUCUGCCUCGUCGUCUUGGUCUGGAAUCUCCGCUGAAACCUGUCCACCAUGGGUGACACUGCUGGUAUUUGAAAUACCGGAGGCAUAUAGAUUCCAGCAUCACAGCCACAUACAGGCCAUCAUGUAAAACACACUGACAGACGGGGAUGGAAUAGACAGAAUAGCGAUCGUCGAUCUGUAGGACGCAAGCUUGUGUAGUUCUCAAGAUUUGACUUGCUGCCGCUGCUCUCAGGGGUUGGCAUGUAAAUGCCUGCCCCGUGACUGACUGAUCAGCAGAACUGGAACUUCCAGAAAAUAGGCACGUGCUCCUUGUUUUGAACCAAUGCUUUAAUGACUGUUGUUGUGGGCGUUUUGUUAUUAAUUUAGUUUUUAAGUGGCAGGCUACUCAGCUGAGGUUGUGACAAUGGAGCUCUCUCGCCGCGUGUGUCUGGGGCCGGGACGUGCACUCUGGUCAUGAACGGGCGCGGCAGGAGGGGGCUGUGUGGUGAUCCCUUGGGAUAAGUACCUACAAUUCUCUCCAUCCACGCAGACACAGCACGGCAUUGUAUGCUUCCGAGCACCCAGGUCAUCGAGUCUUUGGGGGGUAACCUGUACGGUUUCUCCCUGAGAUCCUUGAAGAGUAAGGUAACCACUGCACAUAUGUGCCCCGUGCUUUAAAGUGACCCAUGACGGGAAUUAGGGCAACUGUCCUGUUGUGUCAAACUGGUGAAGGCGUGGGCCCACAUCCAGAGUUCUGGGAGCAUAUGUGUGCAUGUGUGUGUACGUGUGUGUGCGUGUGUUUGUGAGAACGACCUGAGUGACCAGUUUCAAGAGUGGCUUCUGCAGGCCAGUGAGGUGGUUGUCUGUCUUGGUGUGUAGAUGUUUACUUCCUGGCCCCCACCCCUGCACACAGCCCCGUGUGGCCCCUGUUGGGGUAGUUCGUGUCCCCAGGAUGUGGCUGGGGGUUCCGUUUGGUUGUCUGGUUGUGUGCAUCGUUUUGAGGUUAAUGGAAGAGCCAACCAUUCAUGUCCUUGCCUGCACUUGCCCUGUCUUCCCAAACACCAUCAUGCCAAGUCCCCUCAUAGCCUGCUGGGCUAUUAUGUCACCUGUACUUUUGUGUAUUGGGUGUUUUCCUCAUUUGGCUUUUUAAAAUUCGCCCUCGUCCAACGGAGUUUUGGCUGGAAGGUGCAGACGAGAUUGAUUGGUGUGUUUUCUGGUAAUCAUUAAGGUGAGCAAGUAGCCAGUGAAAUAAAGCAUGUGGACUCCACGUAAUGUCACACUCCGGGAGGCCCCAGAGCUGGCUUUGUAGGUGUCGGGAAGUUCUCCUCCCGGCCCAGGCUCUGAGCUGCUCAGACGGCUUGGCCGUCCUUACUCCUGAGCAUGCACACAUCUGUCCUUGCCGUCAUCUGUCCUUGUCAUCGUGUUCUGUGUCUGCAGUUCCCUGCCAGGCUUGUGGCCUCUUUGGGCACCAUCCCUGUGCAGCUUGAGAAACCAGCUCCCAGCGUCCCGCAGUUUGUUUGGCGGGAGCUCAGAGGGAACAAGGCCCAGGUCAGAGGCAGUGCUUGUGCUUGCCCGGUCUGCCCCACCGUGGGAAGGGGAGGGGGGCUGGGGAGGCAUGAGGACUCAGCGGGGCUGUACUCACAGUGGUUCUUGCUCCCCGGGGGGACACUGGUGCACCCGCGGUACCUGCCCUAUAAAUGUGCCUUCCCGGCUCUCCUCACAUGAUGGUGAGCCUUCCAGACCUUCAUGCAGACAUCUCCUGCCGACAGAUCCACCGCUCAAGGAGCAAAGUUAUGCUGCUUCCCCCGUCCCUUCUGCUGGAGGCAGGAGCUGCUCUCUGGUCCUUCCUGUGUGGCAUAGCCAGGCUCACUCCCUGCCCGUGAAGCACUGGCCAAGCCCGCAGACUGGCCAGGUGCCCAGCAGUACCAGGUACAUGUCACAGGGUAAACACACAGAAGCCCGCGAGCUGAUGUACUCAGGGGCACUGCUGUUCUUCAGCCAUGGUCAGCAGAACAGCGCCGCAGACCUGUCCAUGCUGGUCCUGGAGUCUCUGGAGAAGGCGGAGGUGGACGUGGCUGACGAGCUGCUGGGAAACCUGGCCAAGCUGUUCAGUUUGAUGGAUCCCAACUCCCCGGAGCGAGUGGCAUUUGUGUCCCGAGCCCUGAAGUGGUCUGGAGGCGGGUCCGGGAAGCUAGGCCACCCCAGGCUGCACCAGCUGCUGGCCCUCACCCUGUGGAAAGAACAAAACUAUUGUGAAUCUCGGUACCACUUCCUGCAUUCUGCCGACGGAGAGGGAUGUGCCAACAUGCUAGUGGAGUACUCAACGUCGCGGGGCUUCCGCAGCGAGGUGGACAUGUUUGUGGCCCAGGCCGUGCUCCAGCCACACACCCAAGGAACUCCUUUUCAACUGAUUGGCUAACAGCAGAUUCCAUCAUGGAGGUGAUCACAUUUUAUCAAAUCUCAUCAUGGAAGUGAUCAUAGCAUCAUACAGCUGCAAAACUACAUCAUAACUGCCAAACCACAGAGAAUCAAGGCUCAGCCAAGUUGACACACAAUCCUAACCAUCACAGUGGACAUCUGUAGACAUCACCCCAACUCCUGUUAGCACUUCACUGUGUGGGGCUGUUGAAUGAGCUGGGGCAUUGGGUCCCAGGGCAGGAGCCCCUCUGAUGGGGGAGGGGCAGCCUGCCUGAAGGCCUCCUGAGCUCUGGUUUUCCAAACUUUAGCCUUUGCGCCUUUUCUAAUGGAAAUGCUCACAUGUGGUCCAGUUUACUUCUUCCCAUGAAAGCCUUGAUUUGGUUGGCUGGUGUUGGAAUCAUACAUUUUCGUGGAAUCUGGGGCAGGACUCGGCCAGGGUGCUUGCUGUAUUCUGCUGCCCCCAUCCCGUGCUGCCGCACUACCACGUGACGGGUUAUUACUGACUUCUGUGACUCUAAAAAGGAAAAACUAUUGUUUAAUAUCCCACACUCACGGGCCCUGCUUUCAUGGUAUGUGGUUCAAGUGUUUAUAAAAUCGCUCAAUUCCUUUCUUCCUUGUUCCUCCUUAUACCCUAAAACAUUGCCCGACUUCACUAAAAAAGACAUUCAGGUAGUGCCGAUAACAGAUAUGAGGAAAUGCUCAUGAUCAUUAGCCAUUAGAGAAAUACAAAUCAAAAUGACAGUGAGAUGCCAUCUCACUCCAACAAGGCUGGCAUUAAUCCAAAAAACACAAAAUAAUAAAUGUUGGAGAGACUGGAACAAUUAUACACUGUUGGUGGGAAUGUAAAAUGGUACAACCACUUUGGAAGUUGAUUUGGUGUUUCCUUAAAAAGCUAGAAAUAGAAGUACCAUAUCAUCUAGCAAUCCCACUCUUUGGAAUAUAUCCUAGAGAAAUAAUAGCCUUUACACGAACAGAUACAUGCACACCCAUGUUCAUUGCGGCAUUGUUUACAAUAGCAAAAAGAUGGAAGCAACCAAGGUGCCCAUUAACGGAUGAAUGGAUAAAUAAAUUAUGGUAUAUUCACACAAUGGAAUACUACACAUCAAUAAAGAACAAUAGUGAAUCCAUAAAACAUUCGUAACAUGGAGGAAUCUGGAAGGCACUAUGCUGAGUGAAAUUUUUCAGUUGCAAAAGGACAAAUAUUAUAUGAGGCCACUAUUAUAGGAACUCAAAAAAUAGUUUAAGCGGACAAGAAAAUAUUCUUUCAUGGUUACGAGAGCAGGGAGGGAGGAAGGGAGAGGGGUUUUUCACUAAUUAGAUAGUAGAUAAGAACUAUUUUAGGUGAAGGGAGAGACAAUGCACAGUACAGGAGAGGUCAGCACAACUGGACUAAACCAAGAGCAAAGAAGUUUCCUGAAUAAACUGAGUGCUUCGAAGGCCAGCAUAGCAGGGGCGGGGGUUUGGGGACCAUGGUUUCAGGUGACAUCUAAGUCAAUUGGCAUAAUAAAAUAUGUUAAGAAAACAUUCUGCAUCCCAUUUGGGAGAGUGGUGUCUGGGGUCUUAAAUGCUAGCAAGUGGCCAUCUGAGAUGCAUCAAUGGGUCUCAACCCACCUGGAGCAAAGGAGAAUGAAGAACACCAAAGACACAAGGUAAUUAUGAGCCCAGGAGAUGGAAAAGGCCACAUAAACCAGAGACUACGUCAGCCUGAGACCAGAAGAACUAGAUGGUGCCCGGCUACAACUGAUGACUGCCCUGACAGGGAACACAACAGAGAGCCCCUGAGGGAACAGGAGAGCAGUGGGAUGCAGACCUCAAAUUCUUGUAAAAAGACCAGAAUUAAUGGUCUGACCGAGACUGGAAGGACCCCAGAGGUCAUGGUCCUCAGACCUUCUGUUAGGCCAAGACAGGAACCAUUCCCAAAGCCAACUCUUCAGACAGGGAUUGGACUGGGCUGUGGGAUAGAAGAUGAUACCGGUGAAGAGUGAGCUUCUUGGAUCAAGUAGACACGUGAGACUAUGUGGGCAGCCCCUGUCUAGAGAGGAGAGGAGAGGAGAGGACAGGGGAUCAGAGCUGGCCGAAUGGUCACGAAAAUAGAGAGUGGAGGGAAGGAGUGUGCUGUCUCGUUAGAGGAAGAGCAGCUAGGAGUAUAUAGCAAAGUGUAUAUAAGUUUUUGUAUGAGAGACUGACUUGGUUUGUAAACAUUUACUUAAAGCACAAUAAAAAUUGAAGAAAAAAAAAAAGCAUUGCCUGGGGGUGGGUAGCAUCUUGGUAAAGUCCAGCUGGGAAAGGUGCUCAGUGGAGCAGGAACCAGAGCCUGCCCCAGCCCAGCAUAGCACUGGAGCCUCUAAGCUACCUUCCUUUGGCCCUCAGCCUCUGGGCUUUCUCUUCUCAGGUGGCAGAUGCCUAACAGAGUAAAUAGGUAAACAGGUGUUUGGAGAGAGUAGAAGUGGAGCUCCGUGAAUCAGGGGAAAUGGGCUCAAGUUUUCGCCCCACCAAUUUGUAGCAUUGUUGACCUUGAACCCACUGUGUGACCUUCGUGAAUGUAAUUCACAGAGCUUUUGUUCAGUGAGGGACCUGGUGUCUGGUGAGCACUCCAUGGGUUGGACCUGCGGUUCUAUUGUGGGGCUGCCUGGCACACAAAUCCCCAGCCCAAGGCAGGAAACCUGGGAGUGGCUGGUGGCCCUUUCCCUACACAGUGGUGGCUGCAGAGAGCUAAGGCUAUCUGCCCCGUAUGGCUGGGUGUGUGCAAUGCCCACGUGGAUGUGGGUGGACAGCCCAUCUCUUCAGAGUUUCCACUAAACUUACUAGGCAACUCUUAU
Loxodonta africana (African savanna elephant) is the source of this 7389-nucleotide messenger RNA. RefSeq names its product guided entry of tail-anchored proteins factor 4 (gene GET4). Gene Ontology annotation, molecular function: protein binding. Gene Ontology annotation, cellular component: BAT3 complex; cytosol. Gene Ontology annotation, biological process: protein insertion into ER membrane. The transcript has 6 exons. The coding region runs from base 3768 to 4571 and encodes 267 amino acids. The record is from RefSeq and is a predicted model, not a curated record. Lineage: Eukaryota; Metazoa; Chordata; Mammalia; Proboscidea; Elephantidae.